Molecule: messenger RNA, 8226 nt
Organism: Brienomyrus brachyistius
Lineage: Eukaryota; Metazoa; Chordata; Actinopteri; Osteoglossiformes; Mormyridae
Gene: chd1
Product: chromodomain helicase DNA binding protein 1
Exons: 38
Coding region: 1358-6766 (1802 amino acids)
Biological process (GO): nucleosome organization; regulation of transcription by RNA polymerase II
Cellular component (GO): nucleus; chromatin
Molecular function (GO): ATP-dependent chromatin remodeler activity; ATP binding; ATP hydrolysis activity
Source: RefSeq, a predicted model, not a curated record
CCCUACGUCCCCCGCCUCUCCGCUUACUAGUCUGUUUGUGUAAUUUCGAGUGAGAAAGCGCUCGUCCCGGUGACGUCACUGCCCGGGGUUUCCACACGCGAGACCGCUGGAGUGUGAGAGCUCGACGGCGUCAUGGCGGAGGCCGGCAGUAGCAGGAUUCGCAGCUGAACUGUCUACAGUCGGCAUUAUUUUAAUAAAACGAGCACUGUGUCUCCAUAAAAAAAACAGAAGGAGAAACGAGAAGUAAAAAUAAUUUUAUUAAUUUGAAAGGAGAACCCAAGGAAACCUUCCCAGCAGCCAAGUCGGAUUGUUUGGCGUAGCUCAGCACGGGAGCUAGCUAGCUAGCUAGCUGCUAGCAAAGAAAAAAUUGUUAGCAAGCUAGCUAGCUACAAAAAAGGACCUCAGAAGUCAGACGGAGACGGGAGCCAGACUGGAACCUCACUUGAGCCAGUAUUACCUGGAUGAGGCAGAUUUCUUCAAAUGAAGACAGCAGAGCUCUAACAAGACGGUUUUUGACAAUUAUGUGCACGUCAUUCUUUUAAUAAAAAAGGAAGUGUUAUUCACCCACAUGAAACGCCUUUCUAGUUGCUUGUAAUUGCAUUCCACCACUCAGGGUUUAUUAGUUGUUAUAAUAAUGUCAGAAAGGGAUGUAGAAAAGGUGAUUCUUCUGGGAAAGUGGAAAAGGGGUGAUGUGAUUUGGCAGAAGUGUAGAUUUUGUCAAUAUAUAGAAGUAGAUUUAGGUGGAAAAGAAACUGAAUAAUUUAAAUCUGUUCCCCAACUUAAGUGUGUGUGUGUGUGUGUGUGUGUGUGUGGUUAAAAACUGGGUCCAGGUCCCACUGCCAUUUCUUUCACAUGUUCUUAAACAUCUGCUUAUAGCUUGUUGUUCAUCAAUAUGGCACUCCAGGAAUCUGGUUGAUGCAAUGAAAAUGUUGACCUGUUUUGUUCGUUUUAUUGCUCUCCUGCCAUUUCCAAAACAUCCUCUAACUCAGUGACUGAAAAAUCAUUGGAAGAUUUAAAUUGAGCAGGGCCUUCCAAGUUGUGCAAAAUAAAUCUUCAAGUACACGCAUAUUACAUAUCUUAAUGUUAUGUAAUGUACAAAUACCUUAAAUGCUACAGUUGGGUAAACUGGUAUCUCUCAGUUGUCUAUUGCAGGGUUCCCCAAUUUUGGUCCUGGAGGGCCAGAAUCCAACACAGUUAGAAGAUUUGCCUGCUGAAAUGCACCUUAAUCAAUUACCGAUUAAUGAAUUGCCAGGUUUGGCAGGUGAACUACACUGAAUAAAGGGCAUUUGUGCACAGCAUCACGAGCACGUAAACUGACUUGGAUCAAUCAUACUGAGACCUCGUUUCAGAGACUGAGAUGGAUGGACACAGUGAAGACGAAAGUGUGAGCAACAGCAGUGCACAAUCAAGUAAUUCUGAUGAUGAGUCUGGAUCUGGAUCGGGGUCUGGGUCAGACUCGAGCUCCAGUAGCAGCAGCAGCAACAGCAGCAGCCAAUCAGGGAGCAGCGACUCAGGAAGUGGUUCUGACUCUGGCAGCCAAUCAGAUUCAGACUCUGAGAAGUCGAAAGAGAAGAACCAACAGGAAAACAAAACUGUCAAGAUCGAUGGGGCAGAGUUCUGGAAGUCGAACCCAAGUAUUUUGGCUGUGCAGCAAUCAGCCAUGCUCAGGAAACAGCUCCAGCAGCAGCAAGCACAGCAGCAAAGCUCAUCGAACAGUGACUCUGAUGAGGAUUCGUCGAGCAGCGAUGAUUCUGAUUCAUCAAGUCAGACUAAAAGGAAACGAAAGCAUAAAGAAUCGGGGUCUGGAUCUGAUUCUGGAUCUGGGUCGGAUUCUGGAAGUGAUUCCGACUCUGACUCUUCAGAGGAUGCGGAGAACACAGACGAGACGGUUUCAGACUAUGAGCCAAGUCACAAAGUCAAGAGCAGGAAGCCUCCUAACCGGGCUAAUGCCAGAAAUGGCAAAAAAGGCAAAGUACAGAGGAAAAAGCAGUCGGAUUCCUCUUCAGACGAGGAUGAAUAUGACAAAAAGUCAUCAGGACCCCGUCGUCAAGCAACGGUUAACGUGAGUUACAAGGAAGACGAGGAAAUGAAGACUGACUCUGAUGACCUGGUGGAGGUCUAUGGGGAAGAUGUUCCUCAGCCUGAAGAGGAUGAGUUUGAAACUCUAGAAAAAGUGAUGGACAUGAGAAUAGGCAGGAAAGGAGCAACUGGGGGCACCACGACAGUGUAUGCUGUGGAGAUGGAUGGGGAUCCCAAUGCUAACUUCAUGCCCAACAAAGAAGUGGGUGACCAGCAGUACCUGAUCAAGUGGAAAGGGUGGUCUCACAUACACAACACCUGGGAAACAGAGGAGACCCUCAAGCAGCAGAAUGUCAAGGGGAUGAAGAAGCUGGACAACUUUAAAAAGAAGGAGCAGGAAAGGAAGAAAUGGUUAAAAACGGCAUCACCUGAAGAUGUUGAGUACUACAACUGCCAAAAGGAACUAAUGGACGAUCUACACUCUCAGUAUCAAAUUGUGGAAAGGAUAAUAGCGCACUCAAAUCAGAAGUCUGCGGCGGGGUAUCCCGACUACCUGUGCAAGUGGCAGGGUCUCUCCUAUUCCGAGUGCAGCUGGGAAGAUGGGGCACUCAUAUCCAGAAAGUUCCAGAAGUGCAUUGACGACUACAUGAGCCGGAACCAGUCCAAGACUAUUCCGUUCAAGGACUGCAAGGUUUUAAAGGUGAGACCCAGGUUUCAGCCCAUGAAGAAGCAACCAGCUUAUAUUGGUGGGGAUGGACUGGAACUUCGGGACUACCAGCUGGACAGCUUGAAUUGGAUGGCUCACUCUUGGUGCAAGGGAAACAGCUGCAUCCUUGCAGAUGAGAUGGGCCUUGGCAAAACCAUCCAGACCAUCUGCUUCCUGAACUACCUGUUCAAUGACCACCAGCUUUACGGGCCAUUCCUGCUGGUGGUGCCUCUCUCCACUCUCACCUCCUGGCAGCGGGAGAUCCAGUUGUGGGCCCCCCAGAUGAAUGUGGUGGUCUAUCUGGGCGAUAUUAGCAGCAGGAGCAUGAUCCGGACACACGAGUGGAUGCACCCACAGAACAAGCGGCUGAAGCUCAACAUCUUAUUGACAACUUAUGAGAUUUUGCUCAAAGAUAAGUCGUUUCUGGGUAACGUGAGCUGGGCUUUCAUCGGGGUGGACGAAGCUCACCGGCUGAAGAACGACGACUCACUGUUGUACAAGACCAUGAUAGAAUUCAAGUCCAACCACAGGCUUCUGAUCACUGGGACCCCCCUGCAAAACUCGCUCAAAGAGCUCUGGUCGCUGCUUCACUUCAUCAUGCCGGAAAAGUUCCAUUCUUGGGAGCUAUUUGAAGAAGACCAUGGGAAAGGCAGAGACUCUGGCUACACCAGUCUCCACAAGGAACUGGAGCCCUUCCUGUUGCGCAGGGUCAAAAAGGAUGUGGAAAAGUCCCUCCCAGCGAAAGUAGAACAGAUCCUGAGGGUGGAGAUGAGUGCCAUCCAGAAGCAGUACUACAAGUGGAUAUUAACCCGAAAUUACAAGGCCCUCAGUAAGGGUAUAAAAGGGAGCACCUCUGGUUUCCUGAACAUCAUGAUGGAGCUGAAGAAAUGCUGUAACCACUGCUACCUCAUCAAACCCCCAGAUGACAACGAGUUUUAUAACAAACAAGAGGCCUUGCAGCAUUUGAUUCGUAGCAGUGGGAAGUUGAUCCUGCUGGACAAGCUGCUGGUUCGUCUGAAGGAGCGAGGUCAUCGCGUGCUCAUCUUCUCCCAGAUGGUCCGGAUGCUGGACAUCCUAGCUGAGUACUUGAAAUGCCGACAGUUCCUCUUUCAGAGGUUAGAUGGCUCUAUUAAAGGAGAGAUGAGAAAGCAAGCUUUGGACCACUUCAAUGCUGAGAACUCUGAAGAUUUCUGCUUCUUGCUGUCAACGAGAGCUGGAGGCCUUGGUAUCAAUUUGGCAUCAGCUGACACAGUGGUCAUCUUUGAUUCGGACUGGAAUCCCCAGAAUGACCUGCAGGCUCAAGCCAGAGCUCAUCGUAUUGGACAGAAGAAGCAGGUGAAUAUCUACCGGUUGGUGACAAAGGGGUCUGUUGAGGAAGAAAUUAUUGAAAGGGCCAAAAAGAAGAUGGUGCUUGAUCACUUGGUGAUCCAAAGGAUGGACACUACAGGAAAGACUGUUCUCCACACCGGCUCUGCUCCCUCUAGCUCCACUCCAUUCAACAAGGAGGAGCUGUCUGCCAUUCUAAAGUUUGGUGCUGAGGAGCUUUUCAAAGAGCAAGAAGGAGAAGAGCAGGAGCCUCAGGAGAUGGACAUUGAUGAGAUCCUCAAGAGGGCUGAGACGAGGGAGAACGAUCCAGGCCCUUCGACUGUGGGGGAGGAGCUGCUUUCACAGUUCAAGGUUGCAAACUUCUCCACCAUGGAAGAUGAGCAGAUAGAUAUGGAAGGCGAUGGCAAUUCCAAGGACUGGGACGAUAUCAUCCCAGAGGAUCAGAGGAGACGACUCGAAGAGGAGGAGAGGCAGAAGGAGCUGGAGGAGAUUUACCUCCUGCCUCGGAUGAGGAAUUGUGCCAAACAGAUAAGCUUUAAUGGGAACGAAGGCAGGCGCAGCCGUAACCGAAGGUAUUCUGGGUCAGAUAGCGACUCUGGAACGGACCGCAAACGACCCAAGAAACGAGGGAGACCUCGAACCAUCCCACGGGAAAACAUAAAAGGGUUCAGUGAUGCUGAAAUACGGAGAUUUAUCAAGAGCUACAAAAAGUUUGGUGGACCACUUGAACGGCUUGAUGCAAUUGCUCGCGAUGCAGAGCUAGUGGACAAAUCUGAACACGACCUGAAGAGGUUAGCGGAAACUGUACACAAUGGAUGUAUAAAGACCUUGAGGGAGAACCCCUCUGGGCCGGAGAGGAACUCAGGGGGCAGACGAGGGAAAGUGAAAGGGCCGACGUUUCGGAUCUCGGGUGUCCAGGUGAACGCCAAGCUGGUCAUCUCGCACGAAGAGGAGCUGGCGCCGCUUCACAAGUCCAUUCCUGCUGACCCUGAGGAGAGGAAGAGGUACACCAUUCCAUGCCAUUCGAAGGCAGCUCACUUUGACAUCGAAUGGGGGAAGGAAGACGACUCCAACUUGCUCAUUGGCAUCUACGAGUACGGUUACGGCAGCUGGGAGAUGAUCAAGAUGGACCCGGACCUCAACCUCACCCACAAGCUGCUCCCAGAUGACCCAGAUAAGAAGCCGCAGGCGAAGCAGCUGCAGACACGUGCCGACUACCUCAUCAAGCUGCUUAGCAAAGAUCUGGCUAAGAAGGAGGCCCAGCGGCAAACAGGCGCGGCCAGUUCCCGUAAGAGGAAGCCUAAUAAUAAAAAGAACAAGGCAAAGCCAGCAAAGGUGGAGGAGGUGGUCAAGAGUGAUUCCUCGCCGCCACCCUCAGAAAACAGCUCGGAGGAGGAGGAUGACAAGGAUGAGGAGAAGGAGAUUGUCCCGGUUAAGACCUCCAGCCGAAGAGCCAAGGUUGAAAGGCCGGUCAAGGAGCCAGAAGAGCCAGAGGAGGAAGUGCCCAUGAAGAAGGAGCCUGAGGAGAAGAAGGAAGUCAAAGAGAAGGAAAUUAAGAAAGAAUGCAAGAAGGAUAAGAAAGAGGAUGCCCGCGAUUUGAAAGACAAGAAGGAACCAAAGGAUAAGAAAGAAACUAAACCAGUGGAACUGACUCAUAAAAAGGAAGAAGUCAAAGAGGAAAAGGUUAACGAGGCAAAGGGCGAUACCCGGGAGAAGCUGAAGAAGCCAGCCGACACUCCGGUCCACAUCACAGCGGGCGGGGAGAAUGUACCCAUCUCUGAGGAAUCCGAGGAGCUUGACCAGAAGACCUUUAGUGUGUGUAAGGAACGCAUGCGACCAGUGAAGGCAGCCCUCAAGCAGCUAGACCGGCCAGAGAAGGGCCUGUCGGAGCGGGAACAGCUGGAGCACACGCGCCAGUGCCUGAUCAAGAUCGGUGACCACAUCACCGAGUGUCUAAAGGAGUACUCCAACCCCGAACACAUUAAGCAGUGGAGAAAAAAUCUGUGGAUAUUCGUUUCAAAGUUCACAGAGUUUGACGCAAGAAAACUUCAUAAGCUGUAUAAACAUGCAAUUAAGAAACGACAAGAGAACGCGCAGGCAGCGGAUCAGAACACUAGUACUGUAAAUACUCAAAGCUUUAAAAACGCAGACAUCGAGAGACUGAAGGACAGCUCACAACAAGAUGACAGCAGUAGGGACAGCUACAGCUCCGAUAGGCACCACUCGUCACGUUACCCUGAGCAUGGCAAAGACAGGCUCGCAGUGGACGCCUACAGGAAAAAUGCUGAUUCCAGGAAGAGGCCCUACUCAUCCUUCAGUAACGGCAAAGAACACCGGGACAGGGAUCACUACAGAUCGGACAGGCAAGAUGGCAGAUACUACAGUGACAGUAAACACAGGAAAAUGGAUGAUCACCGGUCCAGUCGAGACCACAGAAUAGACAGCAGCAUGAAGGACCGGUCCCAUUCAGAUCACCGCUCCAGCUCUGACCACCGAUCGCACUCAGACCACCGCUCGGGCUCCGAGUAUGGGCACCACAAAUCUUCCCGUGACUACAGGUACCACUCGGACUGGCAGGUGGACCACAGGGCGUCCGGCAGUGGACCCCGGUCUCCCCGGGACCAACGUUCGCCGUACGACCCCCGGUCGCCUUUCGAGUACUCGUCGGAUCACAAGAGCACCCCGGAGCAGACCUGGUGCAGCCGCAAGACAUAACAGCGGCUAACAUAUGCCGGCAAACUCGUUAGCCAUAGACCCAAAAGAACACAGUAAAUGCCUUAUGGAACUAGUGAAAGCUGUGCAGCGCACUGUGUAACUCUAGGGGGUGCCAUCUGUCUGGCCUCUCAAGAUUGCAAGACGUAAUAUCCCACUAAUGUUGGCUGGGGGGUUGGUGUCGGGGCGGGGGGGAGGACAUAUUUUUAUACUUAAGAGUAAUGCUACGUCAAAUGUGUCGUGGCAUUUAGGUAUUUUUUAUUUUUAUAAAACGGACGUCUUUUUUUACAUGGACACACACAACCGGCGUGCUGCCUGUGUCCCACCACCCGCAACACUGGAUCGUGGUAUCGGUUUUUAUUUCUCACGGAAAGUGGCUGUUGAAUCUAUUUAAGAGGUUUAAUGAGAGUAUAAUAAAGACGCGUAAGCUCACCAGUAAUCGUGCUCAGUCGCAUGGAGUUUUAAGGGGUUUCCAGAAGCCACCCGAAGGACGUCGGCUCACCUUCCAAAGUACCUCGUUUACAGUGUGUAUUGUGACCACCUGCAUAUAUAUAUUUUUUUGUGCAUCAUGCUUGAACUAUUUAAUUUGUUUCAGCUGUAAAAUAACCUGGAUUUUGUGAUCAAUUUAAAAAAAUGUCCUUUUUCACAAAAUGUACUACUGUAAAUUAUUGUAAAAUAGUAAAUUUGAAUGGGCUUUUUCCUCAGGCUUUGUUUUAUUUUUUUUGGACUCUACCUUUCCCCAUCAACUCAGGCUUUUUUUGUCAGUUGUAUAAAUGUAUCACUUUUUCUUAACCGCUAAUAAAAUUGCUCUUCAGAAUGUAACACUCGGGGAGGGGAAACCUAUUCCAUCCUUAUUCUCUGUAGCUAUUUUUAAGCUACCCUGUUUAUUUUAUUUACCUUAUCAAUCAUCAGUUGUGAAUGUUUUCAAAAGGUGAGUUUGAAACCCUUUAAUUACAUCAUGUCAUGUAAAAAUAGGAGGGUCUUUUAGAGAUAGAGGAUCCUAUUAGACCUGAAAUAAACUAGAACUUUUUUUAAGGAAAGUCCUUUUCUUAUUCCGUUUUUUUUUCUUUUAAAUGUAGGCAAUAAUAACAAAUGUUCUAUGCAGCCAAAUGUAUUUCUGGUGGAAAAUUCUAGGGAAAUCAAGAUACUGUUAUAGUGCACACUUGUAUAUAGAUUUCCUCUAUAUUUCAAAUCAAAUUUACACCGAAAAUGCAUGGGUUUUUCUAAGAAUUGUUUUAUAUAGUUGUUUAUAAAGUCAUUAAACUCAAUCACUGUACUCACGUUUAAUCUUGAGUUGUAUACAUAACCUUGUUUUGUGUAAGUCACAGUAUUUUUUUUUCUUUUCGCAACUGUUAGGGUGUGGAAAAUUUGAUGGAGACAGGUUUUUAAGACUGACUCUUCCCACCCUGCUUCCUCAAAUGGCUCCCAGAUCUAAACCACUGUAAUAAAUCUCAGGGAACAAG